AGCAGACGAGCAGUUCGAGACACUGUCUCGUUGCUCGUCCAGUCGCACAACGUUUACACGUUAAACCUCUUGCUCCCUUAAAAAUAACAAAAACUUUCUUCUUCAAUUUCUUGCCCGUCAAAGCUUAACUAAAGACCAGAACGAAAUGCCUAUGCCAGCUGGAGGUGGUUACCAACAAGGUCAACAGCAAAGCUGUUUUGACAAGAUGAAAGUUGGUUUUAUUAUGGGCUUCAGCAUUGGCAUGGCUACUGGAGCUUUAUUUGGUGGUUUUGGAGCUUUAAGACAAGGAUUGAGAGGAAGGGAAUUGAUCAAUACUGUUGGCAAGAUUAUGGUCCAGGGUGGUGGAACUUUUGGUACAUUCAUGGCUAUUGGAACCGGAAUAAGAUGCUAAACAUACAUUUUGCAAGAGUAUUCUAGUAGUUUUAGAGAAACCAAUACAUUUGUAAUGAAAUUGAGAUAAUUAAAUAUUUCACCUGGA
Daphnia magna is the source of this 478-nucleotide messenger RNA. RefSeq names its product reactive oxygen species modulator 1. Bases 146 to 391 code for a protein of 81 amino acids. The record is from RefSeq and is a predicted model, not a curated record. Gene Ontology annotation, cellular component: TIM23 mitochondrial import inner membrane translocase complex. The transcript is spliced from 2 exons. Gene Ontology annotation, biological process: protein insertion into mitochondrial inner membrane; protein import into mitochondrial matrix. Lineage: Eukaryota; Metazoa; Arthropoda; Branchiopoda; Diplostraca; Daphniidae.